AGACAGAGAGACUCCAACUUCAGCUUGAUUUGCGGCCAUCGAGGCAUCGCAUCAAAUAAAGGCAUUAGCUUGAGAUCAAAUACACGCUUUCUUGGGAGGAUUUUUCUCAUAUGGACUACAAUUUUAACUUCUCUUAAAAACACGAGACGAAUAAUGAAAUGUUCAUAAUGACGGAUAUGUCUGCAUUUGUCUUUAUCUUGGUUGGGAUAUUUGGAAGUUUGAUCAUCACCGCAAUGGACGGUGCACUUGGUAUGUCUUCCAAAAACAGGAUAUGCAUGCAUCAUUCUGAAAAUGACAUGAGUGGUAAUGGUACAGAAGUAUGUCCGGAACCAGACUAUUACUGCUUUGCAGUCUGGUCAAACAGGAAGUUACCAGAUAAUACCACAGUUACCARGAUUAUACGGAAAGGCUGUUUUAGGAUUUCAUAUUCCUUACCUGAUUCUGAACACCCUUGUGGACAUGAAUGCAUUCAGCGCCCUGCAUUUGAUUCCAUGGCCAGGGUCAAGAACAUAUCUGGUUUUUGUUGCUGCGACACAAAUUACUGCAAUAAAAACUUUACAAUGACAGAAUAUGAUCUUGAUGCAUCACCUUCACCAACUAAAAGACCAGGACAAAAACAUAACUCCAAACAGAGAAUAAAAAUGAUUGUUGGUGUUACRCUAGCAGCAAUGACUAUGCUUACCACUGGCUUAACAUGCUAUUACUGUUUGUACAAAAAGAACAAGUCAAACCUCCUUAUUUAUACAAAAGCUGACCCAGAAGAAAACGAACCUCAAAACUCUAGUCUUGACCUGGCUCAGCUGAAGCUUAGAGAGCUAAUUGGACAAGGGCGCUAUGGUACUGUCUGGAAAGCUACUUUGAAUGAAAAAGUUGUUGCUGUCAAAGUGUUUUCACCGGAAAAUARAUUUUACUGGCAAGUUGAGAAAGAAUUUUAUGAAUGUUUAGGAAUGAAAACAAGCCCCUUUGUACUCAAGUUUAUUGAUGCCUGUGAAAGACCAAUAGAGGGCACAUCUGACUAUCUUCUCCUGACUGAAUACCACUCAAGGGGAUCUUUGCGACAUUAUUUACAAAGUAAUGUUAUAAAUUGGAAAGAAAUGUGUAUUCUUGGCUACACAAUGGCCUCAGGAUURGCAUUUAUUCACCAAGAAGAAGGAACAAGACCAGCYUUUGCGCACCGGGACUUCAAUAGCAAGAACCUUCUGGUAAAGCUGGAUGGCACUUGUGCAUUGGCAGAUUUUGGGUUUGCAAUGAAYGUACCUGCUGCUGCAAAACCAGCAGAUGAUGGGACCCUAAUAACUGAGGUGGGUACAUUAAGGUACAUGGCACCAGAGGUACUUGAUGGAGCUGUCAACCUACACGAUAUCCAAGGAGCUCUAAAACAAAUAGACAUAUAUGCUAUGGCUUUAGUUUUAUGGGAGACUGCCAUGCGCUGUGAAGACAUAUUUGGAAAAGGUCUUGUGCCAGAAUUUAAACUGCCAUUUGAAGCUGAACUAGGAGCAAUGAUAACUUCUGAGGUGAUGCACACUUUYGUAGUGACCAAAAAAGCAAGGCCAGGAUUUCCUGAUGCUUGGAAAAACAAUCAUCCUGGAAUAAGAUCAUUAAAAGAGACAAUUGAAGAUUGUUGGGAUCAGGAUGGUGAUGCACGCCUYCUUGCUUUAUGUGUUAAAGACAGACUAGAAGAUCUUGCAAAUGAAUGUCCAGGGACAACCUGUGAUAAUGUAUCUAUUGGUACAGUCCAAGAGUUCCAACAGAAUUUCAUGUUGGAAACACCCGAAACAUCACUCAUGGAUAAAAACACAAUGUUUGUGACUAUAAACAAAGAUGAUGAUGCAACGAUUGUUUAGGUAACUAUGUUAUGACAGGUCACCCCACCCCACCCCACCCCACCCUACCAGGAUUUGCAUACUAUGAUUUAGUAACCAUAAGAUUAAAUAUUAUUUGUUGGUUCCAUGACUAGCAAAUGGCCUACCAGAAGGGUUCGUGCAGGUCCUUGAACUCCUUAAAAGAGGUUGAAAUUUUAGAAUGUAACUUUAAGGGCAAUUGAAAGUCCUUUACAAUUAAAAAAAAAGGAAAAAAUCUGCUAAUAGUCCUUUAAARAUCCAAGAAAACAUGUCAAUAAAGAUUUAGAAAAAAUAUCUUUACUGUAAAAAUACUUUACUGAGAUAUAUUUAUAUGAAAAGAUUGUGCUUGAUGAUGAUAACUCCAUAAUAGGACAGUCACAUUUGCUGGAUUCCUGUGUUUUUUGCACAUGCUCAUCCCCUUUGUUUGACAGUUUUGCAUGCUAUUGAAUUCUUAAAUGUGUAUUACUCUUUGAAAAUUGCAUGUCGGUCCUUGAAUACUUCCUGAAAAGUUCUUGAAUAUUUUCAUGGGAAUCUUGCAUGAACCCUGUACUACGCUGUACAAAUAAGGAAGCAAAAAAAAUCAUCCAAUCAGAAAUCAGUUCAUGUCAUGAGUAAUAUGUGAGGCCUUGUCAAGAACAGGUAGUGCAUCUUAUUUUUCUAUAAAUAUUCCUUUAAUGUCAGUCUUGGCAUAGCUGAUGUAUAAUAGGUACCAAUCAAGAAUAUUGACAGAAGAUAUUAUUUUUAAUUGUGCAACAAUAAUUAGGAGCUGAUUAAUAGUAACUUCUGGGUGGUCAUUGUUAAUAAUCAUGGAGUCAUUGAAUCUGUUAAUGAAAUUUAUCUUUUAUAAUUAUAUUGCCAAGGUAUCGUGGUAGGAUUUUUCAAUCCUGAUGCCUUUGACCCAUGUAACUGCUCUUAUUUGGGUCCCAAGCAUUGUGUUGUAGGUAACUAURCUAGUUUAGAAAGCCGCCUUGUCAGCACAAAUUGCAAGUAAAUAUGUAAAAAAUCAUUUUWAAAACUUUUCAAAAUUUUUGUUUAUUUUCGUGGAGCAUAUUUCAUAUCAUAAUAAGGUAUGUUAAAUUAUUAKAAUAUCUAUUAUGAUGUCAAUAGAAGCGAAAUAAGUCCUGGCAUACAUCAAAAUUAGAAAAAUGUAUUUUUUGGCUUUAUUUUGCAUAAUUUAUGCAUGUUUUUACUUUAGCACAAUCCGUGGGCCCAGUUGUAAGAUAGGUGGAUAGUGCUAUCCAACUAAUAAAUYUUAUUAAAAUUCAUUGUAUAACAGGAACAAUAUUGUGUUAUCCACURGAUAAGGAUUGGUAGGAUUUAUCYAUUGGAUAGCACUUACRACCUGGCCCCGAUUGCCUGUGUUAUAAUAGCUUAAGUUAUUAGAAUAUCUAUUUUAAAUACUUUGGAAGUUUGAAUGAAAGCAAUAGGCAUAACUGUAAAAAUCCUGUCUGUGUUAGAUGUCAUACGUAAAAAAAUUGAAAUUAUAUAUAUUAUUASAUUGUUGCUCUAUUGACCAGAUUUGAUACAUCAGCCAGCUGGUCAAACACCAUUCUCAUUCCCAGAUCCUCUUUGGUUGUCUUUCCUCCCCUCCAGGRAAACUACAACCAGAACCAAGGAAUAUUGCGACCACGUCCUCACAGUGCAUGCGCGAACUCUUUCCAAGACAAGGCAAGACAAGCAUGGACAAGCCUAUGUCUACGAAUGGCAAACAAAAAUCCAUUCAAAAAGUAGAUCUCUUAUCCUUCUUUAAAGCCAAUCAAAUUGUGAGAAUUUGUAGGGUUUCCCAGAGCCUCUGACGGGGAGGAACAACAACCAAGGAGGAUCUGUGAAGGAAAAUGGUCAAACACAAGGUAUUAUUCACCUUUCUGUAAUUGAGAAGGGACUGGGAAUUAGUGUAGAAAUAUUAAUCUUAUUAAAAAAAAAAACCUCAUCACAUAAAAGAUCACACUAAACUUAUUGGAGUUUAUUUGGGCAAAUACUGACUUAUAAGCAAGCUUUAAACAAAACUUACGAAUAAGAGAGAAUGUAUGGUUUUUGUGUGUAACACCAAUGAAGUUAAAACAUUUUUGAAAACUCCACUGCCAAAGAAAUGUUGGUCAGUCUAUUCACAAGAUAUGAGCAAAGCUAACACACUAAUAAUCAUUUAAUGAUGAYUAUUACAAUGUGAAUACUAUAACUUGGGCCACUUAGACAGCAAGAACCAAUCAAAUUGUUGAAUAAAAACAAUACAUUCAAACUUUGGUGGAGCCAAUCAGAAAGCCACAGAAAACAAUAGCCUUUGAACAUAUUCUUAUAUUCCCAYGAGAAAAUGACAAUGGCUAUCUAGUUGUUUACAUGUAACAUCAGGGUCAAAUUAGCAUUCUUGUGCAGUCUAGGUUUCUGAUUGGCUCUACUACCCAAAGUUGGGAAUGUAUUGUUUUUAUYCUACAUUUUAAUUGGUUCUCUUGUCUAGCUGGUCUAAGUGGCCCUGUUUAUAGUAGUAGCUUACUGAAAUUAUAAAUAAAAGUUUUUUCAUGGAGGAUUGCCUCAACAUGCAGGUUGGAGAGGUUGCAGAAUAGCAGCUUAGAUUAUYUAUGACUUGGCAGUUAGCCUCAUCCCUCACUCAUUAAACUCUGCUCCAUAAUCUCUAAAGUGUUAAUUAAAUAUCAAGUUUAUUUUUUGUUCUGAUUGUUAUAUAUAAUUAUGAUUUGGAAAGUAUAUGUGCAAAUGAAACCUGUACAUACACAGAUCCAAAAAAUAUAGUUCAGUGAAGGAAGAGGUCUAUAUAAAAUUGAGGGCCCAGUUGUAACUAGGGUGGAUAGCGCUAUCCGAUUCCUAUCCUAUGGAUGGUCCUUAUAUYCGAUGGUAAAUUUAUUGGAUAGGAUAACAGCAUCGCUUCAUCCACUACUGGAUAUAGAUUUGUCCAUCAGGUAGCACUAUCCAAUCUUAAUACAACCAGACCCAGUAGAAUAAUUUGUAUGCUUAAAUGAAUAUAGAACAAGYUUUGUUCACCUUGUAAUAGUAAUUGUAUUAAACAAUGGUAUUGCAGCAAAAGGAAAUAAAUUUUUGUAAAAGAUG
Messenger RNA from Actinia tenebrosa (Australian red waratah sea anemone), 4898 nucleotides. RefSeq names its product activin receptor type-2B. NCBI's taxonomy places the organism in Eukaryota, Metazoa, Cnidaria, Anthozoa, Actiniaria, Actiniidae. Gene Ontology annotation, cellular component: plasma membrane; signaling receptor complex. Gene Ontology annotation, molecular function: ATP binding; metal ion binding; transforming growth factor beta receptor activity. Gene Ontology annotation, biological process: BMP signaling pathway; protein phosphorylation; cellular response to growth factor stimulus. The record is from RefSeq and is a predicted model, not a curated record.